This is a messenger RNA of Parastagonospora nodorum SN15, 2385 nucleotides long. RefSeq lists its product as hypothetical. NCBI's taxonomy places the organism in Eukaryota, Fungi, Ascomycota, Dothideomycetes, Pleosporales, Phaeosphaeriaceae. The record is from RefSeq and is a predicted model, not a curated record. Gene Ontology annotation, molecular function: FMN binding; 4 iron, 4 sulfur cluster binding; catalytic activity. Gene Ontology annotation, biological process: wybutosine biosynthetic process. The coding region runs from base 1 to 2385 and encodes 794 amino acids. The transcript has 2 exons.
AUGUCUUUACUGGACGGGUUGGCGCAGCUGCCAGCUGAGUUGCUACUCAUAUGGCACGACCAUCGCGUUCCAAUCCUCUUCUCGGCCAUUGCUUUAGCAGCAAUUGUGCGCCUCGCGAUAUAUGCACGCGGUCGCCGCGACAAGGUCUCCGCCUCACCUUUGCCUGGAACGCCAAUCGAGAAGAAGAAGAUUGAGCUCAGGCCAGAAUGGCUACCGGAAAAUACGACGUUCAACGCCUCGGCGCUGAAUGUGGACGGCCAUGCAGAGGAUGACACAGGCGCAGUCGCGACCGUCGCAAAGAUCAAGAAGGGGCCGAAGACUGUUAAAGGCAAAAAGACACCUAAGAAGACAGGAGUCCCAGCGCCUAGCUUCAACCACACGACAGACAAAAUCCAGCCUGUGGUCUUCUUCCAGUCACUAUCUGGCACCACCGAACGCUACGCUAAAGAAUUCGCAAAGGUCCUCACCGAAUGGACAACAGGCUGCGACCAGGCUUCGUCUUUCCUCGAACUGCAACUGCAUGACAUCUCCUACAUCGAAUAUGACGACUUCUUCAUCAGCCCGCCGAAAGUCGACGCCAACGUCAAACAAUUCUACAUCAUUCUUCUCCCAACUUACAACAUCGAUACCGUACUGGACAACUUCCUCGAAAAUCUUCAAGAGACGCACAACGACUUCAGGAUAGACACGGCACCGCUGCGCUCAUUGCUGGGAUACUCUGUUUUUGGCUUUGGAGACAAGGAAGGAUGGCCGACAGAAGAGGAGGGCUUUUGCAGUCAGUCGAGGGAGGUGGACAAGUGGAUGGCAAGGCUCACGGGAAGAAAGAGGGCUUACCCACUGGGUAUGGGUGACACGAAGACGGACGCAGCCGACCGACUACAAGAGUGGCGACUGGGCGUUCAAGAAGCACUUGUCGAGAUUGCAGAAGGUCGUGGUUUGGGAGAGGGCGUUGUUGGAAGCGGAGAUCCAGCUGAGAGUGACGAGGAGGAGGACAUAGAAGACGGUACUGGGCAAAGCACCCGAGUUGACGAGAUCGAGGAAUUGGGCUCCAUGGUCGACUCUUCAUCAACCCCCAUCCCAGUGGACUUCACAACCUACAAGUCAAAGUCGAAGCCCCUCGUAAAGUCCUCCGCCGCGCCCAAAGAAAUGGUCCCCACAACCUCCCCAACCCACGCCGCCCUCACAAAACAAGGGUACUCAAUAAUCGGUUCCCAUUCCGGCGUCAAAAUCUGCCGCUGGACAAAAUCCGCCCUCCGAGGCCGCGGCUCAUGCUACAAAUACUCCUUCUACGGCAUCGCCUCGCACCUCUGCAUGGAAGCCACGCCUUCCCUCUCCUGCUCCAACAAAUGCGUCUUCUGCUGGCGCCACGGCACCAACCCCGUCGGCACAACCUGGCGCUGGAUCACCGACGCCCCGGACCUCAUCUUCGACGGCAUCACCGCCGCGCACUACAAGAAGAUCAAAAUGAUGAAAGGCGUGCCCGGCGUGCGCGCCGAGCGCUUCGCGGAAGCUAUGCGCAUCAGACACUGCGCGCUGAGUCUCGUCGGCGAACCCAUCUUCUACCCGCACAUCAACGAAUUGCUGGAAAUCAUGCACUCCAAUCGUAUAUCCACCUUCCUCGUCUGCAACGCCCAGCACCCCGCGCAACUCGCCUCGCUCGUGCCCGUCACGCAGUUAUACGUCUCCAUCGACGCAUCCAACAAGGAAUCACUCCGCAAAAUCGACCGCCCGCUGCACAGAGACUUCUGGGAGCGAUUCUGCGCGUGCCUGGAUAUCUUACGCAACCGCCGCUUCGAGCAGCGCACUGUCUUCCGCCUCACGCUCGUCAAGGGCUUCAACAUGGCCGAGGAAGUGCGCGGGUAUGCGGACCUCGUGGAGCGCGCGCUGCCGGGCUUCGUGGAAGUCAAGGGCGUGACGUACUGCGGCACUUCAGCUGCAGGCGAUGCGGGCUUGACGAUGCAGAACGUACCGUUUUACGAGGAAGUCGCCGAGUUUGUGACGGAGCUGGAAAAAGAACUCAGCAGCCGCGGCCUCACGUAUGGUAUUGGCGCGGAGCAUGCGCAUAGUUGUUGUGUGUUGUUGGCGGAUAGGACGCGCUUUAUGCCGAAUGGAAAGUGGGCGACGAGAAUCGACUUUGAGCGCUUUUUCGAUCUGUAUGAGGGUAAGGUGGAGGGGACGAGGGUCGAGGAUGGGAAGGUGGUGGGCUGGAGGCCCGAGGAUUAUGUGGGUGAUGAGACGCCGGAGUGGGCGCUUUGGGGGAAUGGCGGGUUUGAUCCGAGGGACCAGAGGGUGUAUAGGAAGGGCAAGGGGCCGAAGAAUGAUGAAGAGGGUGACGGUGGGAAAGUGAUUGAGAUCAAGGCGAAGAAUGAGGCUUUAGAGUUUUAG